UAAAUCUAGAGCGCGCCACUCGUGUUUAAUAUUGUUGACGAAAUUGUUGAACGAACAAUCGAAAAGGUACGGGAUCUUCAGUGUGUAUUUGUGACUAAAUUUAAACUGAACGGAUAAAGCAAUCAUCAUACUGAUCAAUUGCCGAUUUUAUGGACUUUUAUUAACGGGCUGUAAAACUUUCACACUUUCGUCGCUGAAUCUUUGUUGAGUAACAAAGCCAUACAGUGACAGCAUCUGACAUUUCAAACGUAUGAUUUCAUGUCCAUUCAACGCUUAGUCGGCCAUGAGUCGCUUGGGUUCAAAGUUGUCAUUGCUCAUAUGAUUGUUUACUCUAUUAUCUUAGGGAAUCGAUGAAAUUAAGCAUUUGAAAGUCGAGUACGACAUAUGCCAUCGUCGCCUACACUGACCCACCAAAAUUAUCAUACACGUCGUAUUGCUGAUCGCCGGUUGUCUACUCUAGAUUUUAUGUCAUUUGGCGUAUUAAUAUGAAACGUAAACAGAAAUUACCAAGGUAAGGGCCAAACUUAACUUUUAAUUUGAUGAACGUUAUGUCUUAUUGUAGGACUACAAAGGUGUGAAUAGAACACACGUGCUUUACAGCGCGGAGCGCAUUUUGGUUCACUGACAAAAGAUGGCUGUUAAUCUAAAUGUGAACACCACAUACUGUUAUGACGAAAGCUUACAAACAGUACUAUUGCCCAAGUUCAGAAGUAACAUAAGACGGCAUAUGAUGAACCAUACUAACAGAAUAUCUACAACAAUUUAUUGUUGUCAUUAUUACAGCAACAUCCAUAGUCAUAGAUCAUAGCGAGCUAUUUCUAAUUCGAGGCUACUAUUCACGCAUAAUUUAGUAAUUAAGUAGUUGUAGACAAAGGCAAAGUGGCGCUUUUUUUUCAUCUUUAGUCACGGUGCUUGUUGCCAUUUGUGCAGGUUUCUGCGGCAACGCUGAUAUAUACAUGCUAUACGAGAUUAUAAGAUAUACGAGAUCUGCGAUGCAUUGGGUUUUAUUUACAGCUGGGCUUGAACACAUCUUGACUCGUGACCAAAAUAUCAAAAUACAUGGUACAAUGACGUUGAUAUUCCCGUCGCUUUCUGUCUUCUGACCCUGGCUAUACGAGAAUGAGAGUCGAACUCCCGCUCACGUUUUAUUGCUAAUUUUGGCCACUCUCAUCAACUGAUAUGAUAUCAGACCGAUCUUUCGCAUGUAUAAAUUUAAUAAUGAGGUUAUUCCAGAAAGGUUGAUAUAUUCGAAUAAUGGCUUAAUCGGCUUGAUUUGACAUAAGUGGUACAGGCCGGAAAAUGAUAUUAGACAUUGCGGCAUAAAGGUGAUAAAGCACUUGGUAUACAAUUACAAACUAUUAAUCCCCGAGCCAACGGCGCGGAGCGCCGUUCCGUGCGUAAGCCCUUGGCGAGGGCACUAAUUCCCCCCGGCUAUUUACACCCGGGGAAACGAAAGCAUUAGCGAAGUUUAAAGUUCAUCAAUGAUCGCGAGCGUGGCUCACCAACGGUGUUGAGUGGGUGCAUGGUCAUCCUCACUGAUCUCAAAAUAUGUAGCGGACUGUCGUGAAUAGUGAACACUGACUGGCCAAAUUUGAAAUUUGCAGUAUAACGAAAUAACAAACAGUGGCGGAAAUUCACUUUUUCCGGGUGGGUGGGGGGCAAAGCCUCCUAAAUUUCCGACGAAACUUUCAAAUUUCCGACAUACCCCCAUUUGCAUUCGAAAAGACUGUUUUUAGCCCUCUUUUAGGUCAAAAUUUCCGAAAAUUCGUCAAUUUUCCGUGAAGGUGGUGGAGCGGCCGCCUCCCCCGCCCCACCAAGAUAUCCGCCACUGAUUACAAACAUUUCUUGCAAGUUGUAUAUUUGCAAAAUUUUGUCAAUUUCAAAACCUUUCCGAUAGCCUAAACACGUCCAAAAGAAUGGAGCAAAGUCGCCGACGUUAAUGAAGGUAAAUUUUGAAUAUUGAUGUUUUGUUUGUUUGUUUAUAGCAGUUUAUUUCAAACUCGAUGUUUACCGAUAAUUCGAUAAAAGCCAGUUUAGUUUUAAGAACAUUUUAAAACGUUUUGCGAAGCGUUUGUGAAUUGUGAUUGAAUUUUACAUUAAAUUGAAGCUUAUAUUACGUAUAAUAGCAUACCUAGCAUAUAUAUGUUUGGGAAAUUGAUCAUUUUGUAAUUAAAAGUGAUAUUUUGGGGGAUUUUUCAAUUUUAAAACUAUUCUAAAAAUUAUCGUGUUACCACGACAACUACUUUCAAUACUUCAUGUUCAGGAAACAUAAUGGUUUUGUCAGUAAGGCGAGGGUUUUUGCAUUCAUGUAUUUUCUAGUUUAAUAGUAUGAAUAUAUGCUGUAUGGCUAUUAGUAAAACACGGAGCACACGGGACACGGAGCACACGGAGCGGCGGAAAAACCACGAACGGUGAACCGUGAACCAUAGCCAUGCGCCCACGAUUACUGAUGAGCUUUAGACUUCGCUAAUGUUUUCCUCUCCCCGUGGGUAAAUAGCCGCGUGCGGAAUCAAUACCCUCGCCCCGGGUAUGUAUAUAUAUAUAUAUAUAUAUAUAUAUAUAUAUAUAUAUAUAUAUAUAUAUAUAUAUAUAUAUAUAUAUAUAUAUAUAUAUAUAUAUAUAUAUAUAUAUAUAUAUAUAUAUAUAUAUAUACAGCUAAUUCAAUAAAGGUUGUGUUUGCAGACCUUAAACUCUAAAACCUUAAACCUUAAACUCUAAGCGCGCAAAGCGUAAUGGGAGCUCUGUUUAAGCAGUUUAGAAAGCAUACAUGGAGUCCAUUUCUUAGAGACAUGGUAAAUAUGUGCCUGCGAAAACAUUUCACUCACAAACAGCUGCAAUAUUCAAAUACAAAGCUUGAAAUCAGUACUCCCAUUUUGCUUUGCGCGCUUAGAGUUUAAGAUUUAAGGUUUAGAGUUUAAGGUUUGCAAAGGACAACCUUUAUUGAAUUAGCUGUAUACAUAUAUAUAUAUAUAUAUAUAUAUAUAUAUAUAUAUAUAUAUAUAUAUAUAUAUAUAUAUAUAUAUAUAUAUAUAUAUAUAUAUAUAUAUUCGUUUUACCUCAAAAAACCACAACAGUCUGUUUCAUCUGUAUAGGAAUCAUUGCGACCAGCGAGCGAGCUGGGAGCAUCCUAAUCUGUGCGUAGAAAAUUUAAAUAUACCGCUGAGUUCGGAUUAGACCCGGCUCAAGAUUCACCGAUUCACCUCGGCUUGCAUUCCAUAUUUGGAACAUAUUUCCAUAUUUGGAAGACCGCAUGAAACGGUAUUUCCGCCGCUGUUAUGCCGCCCAGUGUUUUAUUUACUCAUCGAUACUGAUGCAAUUUUAUACAUGUACCUUUAACUUUUGUUCAUCAAAUUGUACAUCAAAUGAAGCUUAACUUAGCAUCUACUAACUAUUGUAAGUCUGUUAUUGAAGACAGAUCAGAUUUAAAUAAUCAAAAAGAUUAAAUGCUGUGCAUGAGGAUGUUGUGAUGUAUACAAAGAAACGUCUGUUGUUUGAAAGUCAUGUGCCGGGCUUUAAUAUUUAUCUUUAAAUUGUUAUUGACACGUCAUGGUAUUCAUAGAAGGCGACUUUGCGCCGUAGCGACAAUAUAAUCACAAAUGUAACUAUUUGUUAUGUAAUUUGUAGCAAGUGACGUAAUUGGAUACCAAUUAGUCAAGUUAAUAUUUUGAUAAAUUUAUCUAAAUUGGAUAUUCAGUGUAAAUGGGCCGACUUUUAUUAUACAGGGUGUAUCAAAAAAAACUGAACAGAUUUGAAAUUGCUCUCAAUUUCGCAAAACACCUAUUUGUAUCCGGAUUUUUUAUAUAUAUAGCUUUUUUGGGUACUUAUAAUGUAGAAUAAUGAAAAAAAUUUCUCGAACUCAAAUUUUGUGAACCAGGGGGGUGUGUCUUUUCCAACAAACUAAAAAUGGCUCGCGCACAAAAUUUAAAAGCUGUAAACAUAAUUUGAAUUAAUAGAUGGAACAUUUGUCGGGUUUUUAAAUACUGUGCAAAAUUUCAGACAAUUCGGUACAGUUUAAGCCCUUUAACUAUUCAUUUUGUUCUAAAAAAUCAGCCUUUCGCAUGCUUAAUUAUGCAUUUACCUAAUUUGCAUAUUGCUGACAUAUGCAAAUUAGGCAAAUGCAUUAAUUAAGCAUGCAAAUAGCUGAUUUUUAGGAAAAAUGUAACUUUGCGUGAAUAGUUAAGGGACUUAAACUAAACCAAAUUGUCUGAAAUUUUGUACAGUAAUUAAAAACCCGACAAAUGUUCCACCUAUUAACUCAAAAUAUGAUUCCAGCUUUUAAAUUUUGUGCGCGAGCCAUUUUUAAUUUGUUGGAAAAGACACACCCCCCUGGUUCACAAAAUUUGAGUUCGAAAAUUUUUUUUCAUUAUUCUACAUUAUAAGUACCCAAAGAAGCUAUAUAUAUAAAAAACCGGAUACAAAUAGGUGUUUUGCGAAAGUCAGAGCAAUUUCAAAUCUGUUCAGUUUUUUUUGAUACACCCUGUAUAAUGAGCAAUAUUGGCCCCAUAUAUUAUCGCCACUCCUUUGCAUAAACUUGAAAAGUUGUUACUGUUUUUUAUUUUGAAUAUAUCAAUAGACAAUAUGAAAUAAAGUACCUUGUCAUGUGCAUGUUUAUUUGACGCAAAUCGUUAUAUAAAAAAUAAAACAAACCCGACCGACCGACUUUUGGCAAAAGUAAAGGAUGAUCACCAACUAUCUGACCUAAACAGCGUGAGGCGGCGCGUUGUCAUUAGUGACUAAAGUCUCCAGGUCGCACUUUAAUAUAUAUAUAUAUAUAUAUAUAUAUAUAUAUAUAUAUAUAUAUAUAUAUAUAUAUAUAUAUAUAUAUAUAUAUAUAUAUAUAUAUAUAUAUAUAUAUAUAUAUAUAUAUUGUGUUUCGUAAACCAAAAUCUUAAGCUAUAUAUAUAUAUAUAUAUAUAAUUUGUUAUCUUAAAAUGUUUCAAUUUCUCGGCGAGAAAUUGAAACAUUUUAAGAUAACAAAUUAAUUCGCUCUGCUAAAUAAUUUGUAGUAUUGAGCACUCUUUUAUCUAUAACGAAAAACAAAACUGUUUAUAUAUAUAUAUAUAUAUAUAUAUAUAUAUAUAUAUAUAUAUAUAUAUAUAUAUAUAUAUAUAUAUAUAUAUAUAUAUAUAUAUAUAUAUAUACCGGGUCUCUCAAAAAAAGUAUCGGUGUUUUAUUUGUUAUACCGUUAAAACUGGACAAGGAGUUUCGAUCAAAUAGACUUCACUGAAUUUAGAAAGGCCCAACUUAAAUUUUGAUAUAUGACUUGAAGAUAUUUGAGCAAUAUUGAAUGAAAUACUACAGUUUCAUUUCGAAGAAGCAAUUUUGAAAAUGCUUAAAGGCAGGUUACAGUCCCUUCUGCGCAUGCGCGGGCUUUGUUUACGUUUUUUGUUUUGAUCCACAUUAAUUAUAUAAGAUGAAGUAUAUGACAAGUUCAAAGUAAUAUUCCACAUAAUUUGUGACCGAGGAGUGCAAUGUUUGACAAUACUUCGCUUCAUUUCUUGUACAUUUCUACACUGAAAAUUUUUUAACACAAUAGUACAAUCUUAUACUGUAACCGUUUAACUGUAAACAUCGUGAAUAAAGUUAUAAAGAGGCCGCUUUGAACGUUGUGUGACUUGCUAUAUCAACAGCUGGGGCGGUGAACCGAAAUCCCGAAGGUGUGAGUUCGAAUAAUUUGUCAGUUUACCUUUGGAGUGUCUCAUCAUGAACUAUAUUUAAUGCGGUAUCAAUCCCUCGAAACAUGUUGCCAGUGGUUGUUGUUGUCAUUAUGACAGAAGCGCUUGGCCUUGGGGAAAGCUUUUUGCUUGAUGAAAUUCGAAACAAGUGUGAUUGAGAAUGUGGUUCAGUGGUUGCAGUUCCUGUCUUCGUGGCAAAGCUAAGGGCGAAAUUUUUGACCGUGCAAAAGCUGGAUAAACAGCUUUUGUUCAAGCUCGUGCGCGCUAUGGAGAUGAUUUCGUUAUAAACAACAAAAGAGUUCAAUAGAUUGACAGUUGGCCUAUCAAAUUAACAUUUAAUUUAAUGCUGUUCUUGUCAACACAACGCACGAUAAAUAAUAUUUACGCAUUCGAUGAUUUAUUCAUCUGAAAAAGUAUGUCCUUGAACACCUAUACAACGUUGUGCUCUGUUAACCAUGCCAGAAAAAACGCUUUGUAUCAUUAAUUUUGUGCAUCUAAACUUUGGCACGCUAAGAUAACUCCCUCAAAUUUCUAGGCUAUAGACGUUCCAGAUUUGUUGCUUCAAUUCGAACUUUGGCAUUCGAAUUUUUCAUUUCCCACAAGGCCCGAAGGUCAAAAUAUUUUAUGUAAACCAUAAAAUAAUACAAGAUUGAAGCUAACUUCUUUAAAAUUUCCAACACUCCCGAAAAAAUAGCAAAUGUCUUCAAAGAAAUUUAAUAAGCCGUUUUAGUCGAUUUUUUUUCCAAUUUUCAAACAGAACUUUGGCUGAAAACAUUUAUAUCUCGUCCAAUAUGAAAUGAAAGAUCUAGCACUGUAUACCAAAUUAUUAUUAUGUAUGUUUUCAAAAAUAAUAAAGUUUUGAAAUUAACGUUUUAGCGAAUUGUAUAUAAUCGAAAUUUGCCUGCCCGCAGCAAAAUGAGACAUGUUAUGUUGUAAUCGAAUAUCCUUGAAAUUCAAGCUUUAAUAGGGGAUAUAUAUUCUUUGUGUGCUGCUUUCCAGUUAAGCGUUUUUCACACGAGCUGUACGCACGGAAUUUUAUAUAGAACUAAUUACCUGAACCAAUACACAUGAAAUCAUACAGAGAACUAAAUUCUAUCCUUUUAUUUGAUUAGUUAUUUCAUGAUCAUGAGUAAAAUUUAAAAGGAUUUAAACUUUUCCGUGCGUACACGCAUGUAUGAAUAAAGGAAUACCGAAUGGUUUUCCGUGCAGGAUUGCGUGAUCCAUGCACGCGGGAUGUUGCGAGACUUUCGGAAAGCUUAAAAAUACACGAGCCGUAGGCGAGUGUAUUUUUACGCUUUCCGAAAGUCGAGCAACAUCCCAAGUGCAUGGAUCAUGCUAUCCUACACGGGAAAACCAUUUGGUAAUUGUUUUAUAAAAUUACUACAGUGAAACGACGCUUAACUUGAUUAAAAUUACUGAUGAAAUGUGCAGUUCUCACAACAUUCGUUAAUUAACCAAUCAGAGAAUCGCUACUCCACGCUACUGAAAACAACAACAUAGGUGAGCAGAAUUUGAUCGCAAAUUCGCGAAAAUAUACAGCGAAAAUACAGGGACUUUUUCGAUAAAAUAUACGAAAUUUGAAAUGGAAAACCCUUUAAACAGAGAGCCAAAGUAGUUUUCAAGAUUCUCGACCUGAAUAUGUGAAGAUUGCGAAGCGUUUGAUCAACUUUGAAGCGAGAGAUGUUGUACUUGCAUGCCAUGGUCUGAUGAAUUUCAACGCUACUCGUUGCUACUUGCUGAAUAGCAAUGUAUUGUCUAUUGAUCAGAAAUUUAUUCAUACAACUAAACCAACGUCUCAAUAAUUGGAAACUUACUUCAAAGUCGAAAGGUAUUGUACAAUGAAACUUUACAAUGCGAGUAUAUUUGUAAAAUUAUGUCCAAGAAUUUCUGUUCAGAAUUUCCCGUGCAGGAUUGUCUGAUCCUGCACGGCUGUUGACCAAUCAAAUUGCGUGUUUCACUGUAGUUAUUAUAUAAAACAUGUUGGAUGAAUGUUACAAAAUAUUUCCUUUAUUUGCAAUUCUAAUUUAUUUAUUUAUUUAGUUUUGCCACAUUGAAUAUAUACAUUUAUUAUAUAAAGUUAUAAGACUACAAAGAAAACAAAAACAUACGAUUUAUAUGUGGCCGGGAACAUGGUAUCUUUAAAUAAGUACACAUGCAAAAAUUAGACACUAGCAAAACAUAUACUGACAAAAGGUCAGCAAGUAUCAGGUGUCAUAUCAUGCUGGGUUUUCAUAAUACAAUCGCGCGAUAAAAACAUGCAUUUUCCCCUCAAUAUUCCUUCUUUCUCGCUUUAUAUAUAACUUCCUUUAAGAAGUUCGCAUGGAUAUACAAAGUUGAGAUAUUGUACUUUCCCUUGCACGCAGUGGAUUUUGGAAAGCGCUGAAAAAGACCCUGUACUUUUGGCAUUGAAAUUGCAUGUUUCUGUCGCCGUCUAUCAGAAACAUACCGUCGAGACGCCCGGAAGCUGCCUUUUAAGCGCUUGAACACCAUUUUGCGAUGCGCAAUGUUAAAACGUUCGCACGGAUUCAUAAAACAUGGCCAUGGGUUCUUGCGAUUAUUUCGAUAGGCGAGUUGUUACUAAUUUUGGCGUAAUAUUUGUUCUGUACUUUGGGGGUUGCAAAUUUUAACUGUAUGCGCAAAUGGCGCAGUGACUUCUAGUACAGCAUUUGUAUGGCAUUUCCGGAUGCUUGCAGGAUUCAUUUUAGUGUCAGUAGCGUAGCCAGCCCGUCGAUUUAGUCCCGCUAUGCAAAUAUUUUCGUGUUCAUUGACUGUGAAAACAAUCAAUUUCUAAAGAAAUGAAUAAUGAUAAAAAUUUUGAAUUUGCAUAGCGGGACUAAAUUGUCGGACUGGCUGCACCACUGUUUAGUGUUUGCAUGUACUUUCUGGGAUUGAUGCGGCAAAUGAUCGGAUGGGUAGAUGAUCAACAGGGAAAAACGAUGGAAAUAAUCGCUCGUCAGGAAAAUCCGUUAUUCGUAGUGGACGUCAAACAAGUAUUAAGGUUCUUUGAGUUGUUCUUUGCAUUAGUUUGCAUAUUUUAUACUGUAAGACAGUACUAUGGCCGACUUGUUAUUGUUUGCAUGCUAUUUUUAAAUUUUGAAAUAAAAAAUUGUUGGAUUAUAAACUUUUUUCAGCCGACUAAUAGACAAUUUGUUCAAGGUCACCUUAAAAAAACAUAAGGAUAAAGUGUUCCGUCACUAAAAUGUUGGAACAGUCAUUAUCAGUGAGAGGAUAGUUAGUGCGUUCUAAGGGCACUCCAUCUUCUACAACAUUGUAGAACGCUUCCGCCGGUCAAAGUCCCUUCCCUUCGGCCGCCAUAUUAUCAGUGUUGUUAUGAUGCUCAAAUGAAAUAUGAAAUCACGAAACUGACAAAAAUAGCAACUGCGCGUGCGCAAGACGCAAAGGUCCAGUUUAAUAGGCUCAUGCGGCCGCGGCGGGGCGGCCAAUUUCCAUGUUCUCGGAUCAUCGGAAAUAAAGAUUGUAGAGGUUACUGUAUGAUACAAUUGCUCCAGCAUGCUAAACCUUAGCAACGUUAUGUCCGCAUUUCGUCAGGCAAUUGGUUCCAAAUUAUAUACACGUUAGUGAGAAGAAUGAGCGUUGGAAUGUAUAUUUAUAUAUUAUAGCCUAUAGGGAAAUUUUGUACUUCUCGAUGUACUGAUCGCCAAGAUCAAGUGUUAUAUUUCAGUCUUUGCCAAAGGAAAUUUCGGAAACAUUGAUCCUUUAGAUAAAAUUGUUCAUACUAAUUGUUCUUGAAAGGGUUUUCUCACAAUACUCAAUGCAAGUACGUUUAUUUACGUGAUCGCAUGGUUGAGCGGAGUGAUGUUGCAUGACACAAUGGUGGUGCAUUUUAUAUCAUUUUGUGGUGUCGAUCAUAGCAAUUCACUGAAGAAGUCGAAAUGUAUACAGUGGAAAAUGCUCUAAGGUCUAGGAGACCUGUUCAUUGAGCUUGAUUUACCGUGAAGUUCAGCCGAGUGGGAUGAAAUAUUUCGGCUGUGUUCAUAUGACCGUUUUUAUCCCACCUCGGUGGGACGACCUUAGUGAGUUUACGCAUGUAAGACGGCGACGUCAGCACGACGGCUAAACGAACUGUUUGAAAUAAAUGAUUCUAUGGAAAUCUUGUCUUGUAUUUACUUUCGUAUUAAUUUAAUAUAGUUUCAAACAAACAUUCCGAGCAAUUUCGAUCAACUCUGCUAGAAAAACUACCUGUCAUGGUUUGAAAUGCUAGCGUACUAUACGAGACGUGAAACCCAACCUCUCUUGGACGACGUCGAAAAUUCUUGCUUACUAGUUUCUCUAGUCUUGUGCUAAAGGAUUAAUGUCAUUUUGUGGAUGGCUAGUUGUCGUCCUGACGUCGCCGUCCUACAUGCGUAUCAACAUCCUAUUCAACCUCUUCCCCAGGGCCUUUUGAGGAAGGAGGCGAAGGGCAGCGAAGGCCCUGGUAAAGGCUGGUCACGUGAUGCUUAAAAUUUUGAACAUUUCAGAAUAUUUAACUUUUCAAACCGGGGGUGCGGGCUGCUUUGAUUUUAUCAAACAUGGCCGUGCAAAGGCGCGAUAGAAGCUUUUGCGACUGCAACUAUGAGGAUAAACUUUUCAACUUACAGUGGGAAUAAAUAUAUAGUCUGCGAUGUUUUUCAAAAAAAAUAUGGAAUAUAAUCAACAGUAAUACUUGUCGAAGAUCAAGAUUCAAGAGAGAAGAGUCUAAACACUGACUGACAACACUAAAUACUUCUUUUCAGCUUGGAAGCGUGUUAUAUAAAGUUUCGCCUAAUAUGUAAAUCAAGGGAAAUCUCUAUCACAUAUAAAGUAUUAAAGAUACGACACGCUUAUGACUUUUCUUUGUGUUUUCCUCAUGAAUUAUUUAAAAUGAGUUUUUGAAUAUACAUUUAUGCACUGUAUAUUAAUAUUUAAGGUGAAAUUACAUACUGCCGAAUGAAUACAAACCGAAUGCGUACCUGUUUACAGUAUUAACUAUAGCUGUUUUCUUUUUAUAUUUAAUAGUUCUAUCGAUCCAUUCGUGUUGCACUGUUGCUUUGUAUAUUUAAUAGAUCUCAUUCUUUUACAGUUCAACCAAGGUUCUCAGAUCUAAUUUGAAGACAAUUUCAUAUUUAUUCAAUAUUUAUGGAAGAACUUAACAGAUUUUUUUCAUUUUAAGAUUGAUUUUUGUUCAGUUAUUUGUCCAAUUCGGUGUUUAUAUUAUAUUGACGAAUAUACAGCGAUCCGCGAUUGCACCCCCCGGUAUAGCAUUUGCUCCGCUUUAUCACGUGACAAAAUAAUCCACAAUUUGUGGAUUAUUUCACCAGCCUUUACCACGGCCUUCGCUGCCCUUCGUCUCCUUCCUCAAAAGGCCCUGGGGGCGAGGUUGCAUCCUAUUAUGCAAAUAUGGCAUCUUCGAAAUAUUUUCCGUUAUUAUGAUUAAACAAACUGUACCUUGUGUUACGACUUUAGUAGGGUCUGUUUAGGUCUAUUAAUGUUUAUCUUUUGUUUUUACUUUCCAACUAUGCCGUUCAAUACCAUAGCUUAGGUUACAAUGGGCGAAAAAUGUCAUUUUGGUCAGGUGGGAUAAAGCUUUCAAAUUAAUUUCACAUAGAAAAUUUUAUUCCCCUUGACUGAAAUCCCACAUGGUACAAGAUGAGAUCUCACCGAGCAGAGUGGCUUGUUCUCAUAUGAACACAAGUUGAGUAUUUACAUGCGUUAACAAUAGUGCAUCAAUACUUCACUCAGGCGUGUUCCCUGUGUAUAUUUGGGCUCGUAUACAUCAGACAUGUAAAUUCAGGUGCAGAUUAUAUAAUCAACUUAAGAUCUUUUUUGAAACAUCUAAACAACGAACUCUGCCAAACAGAAGACGACCGACAUAUUCCGAUUGCAAUAUACGGGGGUUUCAUUGUAUUCCGUUGGUUCACUAUACAUCUGUUUGAAAGACGAUUUAGAUUUGGAUUCAUAUUUUUUUGGCAAUUAUUGUUGUGGAGCAAGAACCAACUGGAUUGCUAGAAAAAAAUUGUAAUAGAACAAAUUAUAGAAAACACAUACUCGAUAAUAAAGGAAUCGAUGUGUGGAAUAAUCUUGCUAAGCAUUAUAAAUAAAUUAGAUCUUAUCAAAACAACUAUGAAAUUAUGAAAAAGUACUUUCUUCAUUCACAUUCAAAUAAAUAUAAUUUUUGCCGCUUAAAUAUUAAAUUAAAGAAAAGUUUAAUUAUUGUAAUAUAUAGCUUACUUUUAUCUUACAGUUUCCUUACUGUAUAUAUCACUUUAUUUUCUCUGAAAACACCUUAACUGGUAUUGCAUGUAGACUAUUAUUAUAUUAAUUUAGUUUAAUCUUUUAACUAGGGACCUUAAAUAAAACCCUUAUGGUUUCUAGAUAGUUCCUAACCCCACCAUUGUAUAUAUGUCUUAUUUUAUAAUUAAUGUAAUUUGAGUGAAUAAGUAAUAAAUAAAUAAAAAACAAAGAUUAUGAAAGAAAAUACUUAAAAGCCCGUUUACACUUGCCCAAAUUUUGCUGCAAUCUCCCGUGUGAUUUUCUUCUUCUGAUGCAUGUGAACGAGUAGAUGAGUUGAGUAUAUGUACCCUCAUAUGAACUUUCAUCACUCAUCCAUGCACUCGUUCACAUCACAUGCAGAAGACGAAAAUCACGGCAAACGGAUUGCAAGUGUAAACAGGCCUGUUGCAAAACUGACGUAAAUGCCGUUCUAUGACAACAAUACACCUUUCCGGAACGUACGUCACCUUGGCUAUAGAACUUCGUGUACGUGAUAUUAGUUCAAGCUUUACAUCUCAAUCACGAAAACAAGGCUCUAUAGCCAUGUUGACUUUCUUUCCGGAAUCGUGUAUUAAGCUAGCAUAGACGUAAAUGUGUCUGACCCCAUGCACAAUUAUCUAGUACGUAAUUAAAAUUUAAUAUAUAAUAUGCUUCAACUUACUUUUGAUUGCAGUUUUUUGAAAAAAUUGAAUAUAAAAUUAAAUGUAUUUAUGUAGAUGAAAUAAAUUAUAUUAAUUAUAUAAUGUUAAUCAAGUACUAUAUGUUUUUCCAAUUUGUAGACGUACACGACGACAAACGCCUCUCAAGCCUUCCGGCAAUACUGAGGUAUUUACUAGCCCUUAUGGUGCUACAGGAAAUCUUCGCAAAAUUGAAGAAGAGUUCAAAAUUGAAGAAGAGUUCAAAAUUGAAGAAAAGUCCAAAUUUGAAGAAAAUCCCAUUAAUAAUUUAAAUGAUGAGAAAGGUAAACGAUCUUGUGAAACGAAUAAGUUUGAAGACAGAAAUGACGUCCAUCCACAACAAAGUUUCUAUAAUUCUGAAAGUAGUUUUUUAAGCCAAGAAAAAGGCAUCGAGAAAAAGCCCCAAGAAACUCCGAUUAAUUCAGACAAUUCCAUUAGCAAAGAACGCGGAAACACCGAUGCUGACGCACUAAAACGGAAUCUGAAAAGGCCAAUUGAUGACCCUGCUCCAUCAGUGGAUGCAGCAAAGAGACCUACAGCGUUUGGAAACUUCAGAAAUGAAUCAGAGGAUGGCGGAAUGCCUGUUAUUCUUAACGUAUUUACAUUAUCCCAAUUACCUACUUCUUAUAUUAAACAUAAAACGACAAAUGUAAUACAUAAAAAUAAUUUUCCUGUUACACCUCCAUGCUCUCCUCCACUUCAUAGUGAAAAAACAAUGCGAUUUCCCUCGGGCAAUUGGAAGACCAAGCAGCCUCUAAAGGAGCACGUAACAAUAUCAAAUGUUCAUAAUAUUUACAAGUCACCGGUUAGACACGACCGACAAAAUAUCACCAAUGGAUGCCCUGCUGCAAUGAACCAAUAUAUGUACCAAACAAAUUAUACCGUUGAAGAACAAACAAAAAGAUGUUGCAGAAUCAGUAAUGGCGGCAGUAUCCAAGCCACUGUAAAAAAUAAUAUAAUUCCCUAUGCGAGGAAAUUUGCUCCAACUGGUUUUGUACCAGAAGAAAGCAAAUCGUUAUCAAGAUCUAGCAGUCAAAAAGAACAAGAUAUUUCUAAAGCAACCAGAGCUUCUGAUUUCUGCGUUUAUUCCGAGUUGCCGCAAGAUGAACGAAGAAAGCAUUUUUCUAAUAAUGAAAUAUCAAGUAUUGCGAACCGGGAACACAAGGAUAUUGAUCAAUCUGGAUUACAAAGUUUGCCAACUUCUAAGAACAAGGUAGCUUACUGUGAUAAACUUGUGCCGGCGUUAGAAGAAAAGAAGGCAGGAAAUAAUAAUUCGAAUAUUUUACCAGAAGCUACAUUAACAUGCAAAACAUCUUACACUAUGAUUCAACCUAUGAAUGGAAGCAAGAGUGUUAAGAGCCAUGUUUUCUUAUCACCACGCGAUAUCAAGGUUCUACAGUUAAAGAAGAGGUUACAAGAGCAAGAAGCAGCGUUAAACAAACUGCGCAAAACUCUUUAACAUGGACAAAUUUUUGCGUUGAAGCAGUUUUACUGUUCUUCUUGUUUUGGGGGUGCGGAAAAUAUAUUUUUUGUUCUACCGAUAAAGAGGUUACAAUGUUUAGCGGAUAACUUAUCUUCUGACAUUCUACGCUAACAUUAUUUAUAUCGGUCUUUAUAGCUUCUUGUGUUCAUUUUUCUCUUUAUCUUGAAAGUAACAUUUCGUUCCAGCUCAUUAUAGUGAAUGAAAAAACACGACUUCAUUUAAUAAUAAAGUGACAGUAUUUUUAUUCUAAACGAACACAUUAUACAAUUAUAUUGUACAUUAUUAUAAUUUUGUUAGGCUGCAUGCAAUAUUUAUAUAUUAUAUAUACGAUUUAUUAUUCAAAAAAUUUCAAAAUGUAGUUCACGUAACCUUAUUUGGAUUAAAGUUCGAGGAAGUGGGAUUUCAACUCUCAGACUUUUGCAUGGUUUGAGAAUAAAUCGGGAUAAAGGUACUAUUUACGUCCAUGUAUACACACGAGUUGGAGUGAUGAAUAACAAAGUGAAGGCUGGAAAAGUUUGUCUUGUCUCGAACGUUGCAUACUGAGUGUAUACGAGUAUUUAUGAAAAUUUAAUGAUGUGGAUGAUAAAUGCGAUGGGUCCAGUUUUACAUCCUUGAUGAACUCCUGCUUUGACUCGAGCCUCCUGUAAGAUCGCAUCGACUGCUCCAGUUCUGUCGCCGCAUUUAGCAGCUUCGAGUGUGUUGUCACAUAGUUAAUAUAAUGAGAGGGUUUGGAAUGCCAGAUCACGUGACAAAAUAACUUAUUGUUCUCGGUUACGUGGAACUUAUAGUGCAAUGCUUGAGGUGUUCACGUAUACAAUAGUAUACAGAGCCUAAAAACAUUAAAUUUCAUUGACUCUUCCGCGAUGCCGGGAGCGAAUUGCUCCAUAUCAACUGCGGUACAUGUCGAAAUAAUUUCGGAAAAAGACGCAUUAUCAACGAAAACUCGUGAAGCGUGGAUCAACACAAUUACAAAGGACCGUGUAGUGGAUGAAAGUUUGCGAUGGCAAAUAAAAAGAUGGGACGUUGUAUGUUUGCGAGAGAGACUUUAAGAAAGAGAAAUAUGAAUGUACUUAUGGACAUUAUUCUUAAGACUUCAUAGACUUUUAGUUUAAUAAUAAUACUUUACAGUGUAGGUCUCGGGCUUUUACACUUUCACUUUAUGGUGAUCCCAGAGCCCAUCGUUGUGUGGUACGAGUUUGGCUGUGAUUUUAUGGGUAAUUUUCUUCUGAUAAAUGGGAAUGUGCUAAUUAGUUAACUUAAGAAUGACAUGAGUGUUCUUACUGUGUGUAUCCAUUUAUUUUCUGAACAUUCAUAACUUAGAAGUUCAUUCUCAUCUAUCAAAAGUAGGUGGAGCAAAAAUUGCUGCAAUCGUGUUAAUACCACAGGCACAGUCAUGCUAGAAAUGCAAUGUAAUUUGUAUUAUGCUCAAAUCAUACACUACACAAUGUAUGUUUAAUUAAGCCACAAUACUAGUCCAUAUGAUUUUAACCCUUUAAAAGGUGGU
This is a messenger RNA of Paramuricea clavata, 15588 nucleotides long. The record is from the annotation of a GenBank genome assembly. NCBI's taxonomy places the organism in Eukaryota, Metazoa, Cnidaria, Anthozoa, Malacalcyonacea, Plexauridae.